Molecule: messenger RNA, 355 nt
Organism: Funneliformis geosporum
Lineage: Eukaryota; Fungi; Glomeromycota; Glomeromycetes; Glomerales; Glomeraceae
Source: the annotation of a GenBank genome assembly
AUGACAACCAAUUCUAAUACCAUUAAUAAUCUUAAGAGAGCAACUUGUAAUAACUGUGGAUUAUUUUGGAAAUAUAGAAAACCUUAUAUUCUUCGCAAACAUUUAGCUAACCAUUGUAAAAAAUGUUCUAAAGAAAUUAGUUUAUAUUUUGCAAGUAUUGUAGGUAAAGAUAAAGGAAAGCAGGAUAUUGAAGUUAAAUAUAUUUCUAGUAAAUCAGAUGAACCUCCUAUUAAAAAAUCUAAACAAACAGCAAUGUCUAAUUUUUUUGAACCAAAAAAAAAAUUAGAAAAAGAAAAAAUUGAUGAAAUAGAUUGUAUUAUUACCAAAGCAUUUAUAAUGUCUAAUAUUUUAUUCA